AUGUCACUCAAACCACUGCAUCAGAAUCUCUUGGCAUCCGCAGCCACUGUUGUAUAUGUAAAGACUGUUGUAAUAGGGUGCAAUUAUGCAGUUUCCAAGGACAUAAUAUCAACCGAGCUAUCACGGAAGAUUGUUCACAUUGCAGCUGGGACGUGGACACUGUUCUGGCCCUAUUUUGAUGAAUCGCAUCCUUCGUGGAGGCUCAAUAUCAUUGUUCCUUUUAUGUACGCGCUGCAACUAACGCAAGCCGCUCUAUUUGGCGGUAAAGACGAUCCUCUUGUCAAGACUAUAUCAAGGACAGGUAAUCCCAAAGAGCUUCUCUAUGGCCCUCUCUUUUUCACUUUGGUGAUGAAUUACACUGGACUAUUUGCCUUUCGGGCGCCUGAGUCCAUUUAUGUCAUGUCCUGUCUGGGUUAUGGAGAUGGUGUUGCACCUCUAAUUGGAACGUGGUACCCGUAUGGACGUUACCCGACUUACCCAUUUGACGCGAAGAGCAAAAAGUCCCUUUCGGGCUCCCUUGGCUUCUUCUUGGCAUCCAUCUGUGGAUACCAGAUUAUGAAAAGCAGUUGCAGGGGGGAGCCAAGUAGUAUGGCAACAUUCCUACCAGUGGCAGUCAUGUCCACAAUCACAGAAGGUAUCACUGGAGCAUAUGACAACAUUGCUGUCGCUCUGAUUGGGUUUUUGACCCCCAAAUUAUUUCCAUAG
Messenger RNA from Cylindrotheca closterium, 705 nucleotides. The record is from the annotation of a GenBank genome assembly. Lineage: Eukaryota; Bacillariophyta; Bacillariophyceae; Bacillariales; Bacillariaceae.